Lodderomyces orthopsilosis Co 90-125 is the source of this 1734-nucleotide messenger RNA. RefSeq names its product acetyl-CoA:L-glutamate N-acetyltransferase (gene ARG2). Gene Ontology annotation, biological process: L-arginine biosynthetic process. Gene Ontology annotation, molecular function: L-glutamate N-acetyltransferase activity, acting on acetyl-CoA as donor; arginine binding. Gene Ontology annotation, cellular component: mitochondrial matrix. The transcript has a single exon. The record is from RefSeq and is a predicted model, not a curated record. Lineage: Eukaryota; Fungi; Ascomycota; Pichiomycetes; Serinales; Debaryomycetaceae. The coding region runs from base 1 to 1734 and encodes 577 amino acids.
AUGAGCAAACUCAAGACACUAAAUAGACAAUUCAUAUCCAAUAUAGAAACUCACAAAGCAGUCACUGAUGCUAAAAGAAACCUAAUAUUAUCAAUAUUAAAAUCAACAACAACAAAACGUGAAGCUAAAAAUUACUUGACCAAAUAUCAAAAUCAAUUUGAUUUUAGUGAUUUGGAUUUCGCCAAUAGUAAUGAGAUUGUUCCUUUGAAUAGGAGGGAAAAUCAACGUGAGCUAUUUAUUCAACGAUUUUUGAAUCGUCAAAAUCCAUUUGUGAAUAUUUAUGAUGAAGAUGAUAGGAAAUUGAAAAAGAUUCCUUUGCGAUUAGCAAUUUUCAAAAUUAAAUUUGCCACGAUAACGAAUCAACAAUGGACAGGUAUAGCUGAGACGUUCAAGAGGUUAAUAAAUUUGGGAAUAUCACCAAUAAUUUUACUUGAUUUUGAUCAUUUACCUGAUAAUUCAUUCAAGAAUAAUGAGUUGUACAUCACUGACCAAUCGAAUAAAUUGUUGAAUCGUCUUGGGAAACCCGAGGAGGAAGAUGGUUUUCAAGUUAGUAUAUUGAGGUCCCUAUUUACGAAAAAAAAUGGCCAUCUUUCAAUAGACAGUUUGGAACUGAUAUUGAUCCCAUUAUACCAAGGCACAAUUCCAAUUCUUCAACCAAUUGCCUACAAUGUGGAUUCCAAUACCCAAGAGUUUCUAAAAAGUGAUUCAUUAUUAUUUGCAUUGUGCUCUGCAUUAGUCGAAAAGAGGACAACAAAUUUGUUAUCAAUUGAAAAAAUUGUCAUGAUUGACCAAUUGGGUGGUAUACCAUCCAUCGAACGAAACCAAACAAGUCAUGUGUUUAUCAAUUUAUCACAAGAGUACUCAGACAUUUUAUCCGAGCUCUUCAUUGGUCAUAUCAAUCCAAAAGUACGGGAUUUACACGUAUCCAAUUUGAAUAGUAUGAAUAAUAUUCUAAGCUUUAUUCGUGAUAGAUCAGGAAAUGAUGAAACUACAGGGAUUAUCACUACGCCUGAGAUUAUGUCUAUCAAUAAUGAUCAAUUAAAUCCUAUUAUAUACAAUGUGCUUACUGAUAGAUCAAUCAUUUCGUCGUCGUUGCCUAGUCUGAACAAACGUACUCCACAAGUAUCCACCACCAUCAUCAAAAAGGGGGUAAAUGUGCAGAUAUUCGAGCAAGACACCUAUACUGGUCAGUUCACAAUGGAGGACUUGUUCAAGGAUAAGUUAGUAGAUAAAUCCAAAUUGGUGGAAUUGUUGAACGACUCAUUUGGCAAAACUCUUCAAGUUAACGAAUACUUCAAACGCAUUGACAACAAUUUAGCAACAUUUAUAUUCGUUGGCGAUUACGAUGGAGCUGCGAUAAUAACAUGGGAGAAGGUGAAUGGUGACAACAACAAAAGAAUAGCAUACUUGGAUAAAUUUGCAAUCGCUAAACGUAACCAAGGACUUCCUGGUUUAGCCGAUAUUAUAUUCAAGAUUAUAUUACAAUCACAUUCACUGGAAUUAAUAUGGAGAUCAAGAAAAGUUAACCCAGUAAAUAAGUGGUAUUUUGAACGGUGUUGUGGAUGUAUGAGCUCUCCCGAAUCACAGUGGAAAAUAUUCUAUACCGGUGAUAUUUUCGAUAAGAGAAUUGAUCGAUUUAAGAGAAAAACUAUUCCCGCUGGUGUUAUUAAUGUGGGAGAGAAGCUAAAGGAGUAUUCUAAGAUAUGUGAAGGUAUUCCACCUUCAUUUAAAUAG